AGGUAUAUGACAGAUGGUAUGUUACUACGUGAAGCUAUGAAUGAUCCUUUACUGGAACGUUAUGGAGUAAUAAUUCUUGAUGAAGCUCAUGAAAGAACUCUGGCUACAGAUAUUUUGAUGGGAGUUUUAAAAGAGGUUGUAAGGCAAAGAUCUGAUUUAAAGGUUAUAGUAAUGAGUGCUACUCUAGAUGCUGGUAAAUUUCAAAUUUAUUUUGAUAACUGUCCUCUCCUCACUAUACCUGGCCGUACCCAUCCUGUGGAGAUAUUUUAUACACCAGAACCAGAGAGGGAUUAUCUUGAGGCAGCUAUUCGUACAGUAAUCCAAAUUCAUAUGUGUGAAGAGGAAGAAGGAGAUCUUCUACUUUUUCUUACUGGACAAGAGGUAUAGUCUACCAGAUUCUUC
Sceloporus undulatus (fence lizard) is the source of this 402-nucleotide messenger RNA. Its product is annotated as putative pre-mRNA-splicing factor ATP-dependent RNA helicase PRP1. NCBI's taxonomy places the organism in Eukaryota, Metazoa, Chordata, Lepidosauria, Squamata, Phrynosomatidae. Bases 7 to 387 code for a protein of 126 amino acids. The record is from RefSeq and is a predicted model, not a curated record. The transcript is spliced from 2 exons. Gene Ontology annotation, molecular function: RNA binding. Gene Ontology annotation, cellular component: intracellular anatomical structure; spliceosomal complex.